This is a messenger RNA of Orbicella faveolata, 1035 nucleotides long. RefSeq names its product swi5-dependent recombination DNA repair protein 1 homolog. Lineage: Eukaryota; Metazoa; Cnidaria; Anthozoa; Scleractinia; Merulinidae. The record is from RefSeq and is a predicted model, not a curated record. Gene Ontology annotation, cellular component: Swi5-Sfr1 complex. Gene Ontology annotation, biological process: positive regulation of DNA-templated transcription; double-strand break repair via homologous recombination.
GUCAGGCAGUCAUUUAAUCAGUCAGUCAACCAAAAAAACAUUAGACUGGUAAUUUACAACAGAAGCUUCCAUGGAAGCUCUGGCACAUGCUGGGUCUUAUUGAAAGCACUCAUUGUUAUCUUGUGUUAAACCAUAAGUCCUGUUUAUUAUGUAUAGUAAAGUAGUAAAGUAUUAUAACGAAAGUCGUGUAAAUAGUUUUGUGCAUUGCAAUAAUAAAAAAAAAAACUCAUUCUUAUCUAAUCUUUUUCCAUUGUAAUUCAAACCUUAUGUCACUUCGUAUUUGUGUCAACACAUCGAUGUGAUUAGCAAUGUUGCAAGAUAAUGUAGUGAAAUGGUCAGAAUUGUUUACUUUUACAGGUUCUGUAAUGUUACAGCCCAAUACACCCACCUCAAGAAAUGCUGCUUGUACAACUCCACAGAAUAUAGGAACAUCUAGUAGCAGAUCGUAUGGACUACGAAGGCCAUCCUCGCCAUUUGUUUCUCCUGUGAUAAAGCGCUGUUUUGAAGGUUAUUAUCAGGAAAGUUAUAGUACACCUAAAAGAGCUAAAUGUUUAGGACAAGAUCAUGAAACUGUGCAUGUGAGCACUUUCAGUGAGUCAUGUAGAAGAAGCUCCUUAGUGUCAACAUCAGAAAAUCACAUUCCAAGUUGCUGUCAAACUGAACAACCAACUGAGCUGCUGGCAAGAAAAAAGGAUUUAAUUAAAUUGAUCCAGGGAAAGGAAGAGUCCUUAAGAAAGCUAAAUCUUGUAAAGAUGUACAGAAAUAAGAAUGACCUCAAAGAACUUCAAUGUUUGAUAGACAAGUGGCGGACUGUAAGUCAGGAGGCUGCCGAGAGACUGUUGGACAAAAUACCGGUUGAUCUUAAACCUACCAUGGGCCAGCUUUUGUCAAACCUUCAAGUCGAUAAAGAACUUAUCCACUACUCUGAUGCAGAUGAGGGGUUCUACUGAAAGAUAAAAUCAGCAUCCGUGGCGAUAACGAGGACACGUGUAACGAUACUGCGUCCCCCCUCAGCGGAUGAAAAUAGUCUACGAG